This is a messenger RNA of Pecten maximus, 1780 nucleotides long. RefSeq lists its product as uncharacterized. The coding region runs from base 199 to 1488 and encodes 429 amino acids. NCBI's taxonomy places the organism in Eukaryota, Metazoa, Mollusca, Bivalvia, Pectinida, Pectinidae. The record is from RefSeq and is a predicted model, not a curated record. The transcript is spliced from 12 exons.
GACAAAAACAUGAAUGCUGUUCUACUUUAAAUGCAAAUACGUACUGUAUGUUUGGGUCAUGUCAAAUCGGCUUUUACUACUACAUUUAAAGGUCAGAAUUGACUGGAUUCACGUUGAAAGGUCGGAUUGAGAAUAAUUAUCUUGAGGAUCAUCUGUACGUUCCCAAGGAAUAUGUUUCUUUAGUGCGAGAGAGGGACAAUGUGGCGAAUUCUGCUGUCAGGGUGUUAUUUGUGGUGUCUGCUGAGACCGGGUUCAACAUUGAUGGUCCCGAAUCAACAACGCGCAGACUUAAACGCGGCCAUUCGCCAACCCCUUUUGCAACAAGCAACCAUGGUUCAGGGAAUCGUCUCUGACAUCACCAACUGUCAAAACAAGAUCAGCCAAAAGUACCAUCAGUGCGCCCUGUGUCUGAAAGGCAUAUAUACAGAACGAUAUCCGACAGAAGUUCUGUCAACCGAAGAUGCGCUCAUGUUCCUCUGUUUUUAUACCGGCGUAAAAUACGAAACAUGUCAGAUAAUUCUAAAUCCUGAACGAAUAAUUUUGGAAUUACGCAAUCGAGCAUCAAAGAAUGUACAGCAUGAACCGUUUUCCGAGCUCAAACCCCCCAAGGAUGCUGAACUAAUGUUACACGCUUUCCAAAAUAUCCAGAGUGAGCGACGGGCUUUUGAGGCGGCUGCUAAUAUACGGAAAACUGUCACCGAAGCGGAAAUGUCCCUCCAGACGCCAAAGGAAAAAGCCAGGGCAAAACGAUGGAUCCCGUUCUUAAAGAUGAUGAAGGCCCCAAGACAUAGCAACCACACAUUUACUAGAGUGGCUGCUUCCUAUAUGGAGAAAUAUCUGAACAGAAAAAGAAUUGAUCUGAAGCCAAUCGUGAAACGAACAAGGAAAACUGCAGCUCAUAGAGGAAAGCGAGGGGUAAAUCGGGAUGGAUUUCUUAGGAUGAUUCCAAAUUGUAAAACAGUCAGAUAUGCCAUAAUGAAUUUUAUGAGAAAUAUGUCGUUGGACAAAAACCAAAGGGCAACAAAACGGAUCCCGUUCGUAAAGAUGACGAAGGCCCCAAGGGAUUACAACAGCUCGUUUACUCAAAAGCAUACUUCCUAUAUGGAUAGAUAUCUGAACAGAAAAAUAAUUGGUAUGAAGCCAAUCUUGAAACGGACAAGGACUUCUGCACACUUUAGAGGAAAACGAUGGAUUAAUCUGAUCAGUGGUGCUCCAAGUGGUAAAAACAUCGGUAACGCCAUUACGAAUAUGAUGGGAAAUAUACAGAAGCAUGCCUCAUUCAGCAAUUCGGGAAUCCAAUGUAACGACGGGAAAUGUAAACAGAUUAUAUCUGAUUGUGCUGCCUUGUCGUUUCCAGAUCCUACCAAAAACAUGAUAUUAAACGUUUGUGGACAAAGGACUCAACGCAGCAUAGACGAUAUCAGCAAACGUUUGAAGAGUAUGAAGGAGAUACUACAUGCUUUAACAACUCACUUAGAUUUCAUAUAAAUUAUCAACUGAAAUACCUGAGAAGUAACAGUAAUAUAUACAGACAGGUCAGACUGAUUGCACACAUACAGAAAUUUAACAUCAUUUUUCUUCCUUCAAUGAACAAUUUUAAAAUACUGGUGGCUGCAGACGACUUGGUCAUAGACAUCAUGAAAGGCCUUAUAGCGGUCAAAGACUCAUCUGUGUAGUUAUGUUCAAUAGGAUGUAAAUGUAUUAUGCCUUCAAUUAUACUGCAAUACCUUAAAUAUAUGUAUCAUACAGAAAUAAAAAUAAAGCUUAGUCUUUUAACCAA